AUGAGUAUGUGCCACAUAUCGCGUUUUAGUGUUGGACAAAAACAGCUGGUCUGUUUGGCACGGGCAAUUUUAAAAAAGAGCAAAAUAUUGGUUAUAGACGAAGCAACGGCGAAUGUUGAUAAUGCGACUGAUGAAUUAAUUCAAAAUAGCAUCAGAGAGAAGUUUAAACAUUGUACAGUGCUGACAAUUGCUCAUCGACUAAGAACAGUACUUGACAACGAUAGAAUUAUGGUGCUGAACAUGGGUGAAUUAGUUGAAUGUGAUUCACCAUACAGUUUAUUGGAAAAUUCCACGUCUCAUCUAACUGAUCUUGUGAGACAAACCGGCGCUGCUGAAUUCGAUCAUCUACGAGCAUUAGCGAAAUCAGCACAUUUGAGGACACUACCUGACAACCAACCAGGGCAGUAUCUUGAUGAUAAAGAUACACAAUUUGAACAGUUUGAAAAUUCUGAUGGAGAAGAUACAGAACAAGUUGCAAAUUUUUCGGAUCCCUUCGGUCUUUAUUUAGGUGAAUUAACAAAACGUGUAUGUUGGGAUUUGGAUAAACGAGGUGGUGUUGGUGAAACUAUUCUUCAUGUAUGUUUUUUGAAUUCAACAACUGUUCAUUCAGCAUUAGCCAAACGUUUAAUUAGACACUUUCCGAAUCUUAUCAAUGAUAUUUAUAUUGAUGAUGAAUAUUAUGGUGAAAAUGUGCUUCAUAUAGCUAUAGUUAAUGAAGAACCGGCCACAGUUAAAUUUUUACUUGACAAUGGCGUUGAUUUUACUCAACGUUGUUGUGGCGUAUUUUUUUGUCCAGCAGAUCAAAAGUCGAGUCGAGUAGAUAAUUUCACAAAAGAAUGUCCAGAUGUUAGCAUACCUACAAAUUAUGAAGGUUAUUGCUAUUUUGGGGAAUAUCCAUUAUCGUUUGCAGCUGUUUUACAGCAAGAAGAGUCGGUGCGUUUGUUAGUGGCUAAAGGAGCCGAUCCAAACUGUCAAGAUUCAAACGGAAACACCGUAUUGCACAUGUGUGUUAUUCAUAACAAAAAAGCCAUGUUUGAUUUGCUUUAUGAACUUGGUGGACAUUUAGAUAUUAAAAAUCGUCAAGGUUUGACACCACUUACAUUAGCAGCCGUUCUCGCUCAAAAAGAUCUAUUUGAUCAUAUUUUACAAAAAUCACGUGAUAUUUAUUGGCAAUAUGGUAAUGUAACGUGUGCCGGUUAUCCGUUAGAAGAUAUCGAUACAAUUGGAAAAGAUGGAUCGAUGAAUGACACAAGUGCAUUGAAUAUCAUAGUUCGAGGAGAAUCAGCUGGUCAUCUGGAUAUGAUGGAUGGUUUAAUUGUUCAAUUACUUGUCGAGAAAUGGAGAACAUUUAUCAAAUUCAAAUUUUUUCAACGAAUGGCUAUAUUUGCAUUAUAUUUUGCCAUUGGUGCAAUUGCAAUGCUUAUUCGUGGUAUUUAUCGUAUUCCAUCCACCUGUAUCGUUCAUCAACUAAUAGAUAAACAAGACAACGAUGUCAAAGCACUUAUCGCGCUAACAAUAUUUGAUUCGUUAUCGAUCAUUGGUGCAGUGACUUAUUUGAUAUUUACUGUGCGUGAAUUAAGUUAUCAACAUUUCAAACUGGAUUCAUUUAUCUAUGUCAACGAUCCGACACGUGUUUUAUUUUUAUUCUCUUGUUUAUUAACCAUCUCGCUUAUACCAGCACGAUUAACAUGUUCCUAUUCUGCUGAUGAUAUAUUAUGUGUAUUUGCCAUGUUAACUCGAGCACCAUAUUUCUUCUUCUUCUGUCGAGGCUUUCGCUCGACUGGUCCAUUUGUAGUGAUGAUUUAUACAAUGAUUCGAGGUGAUUUAUUACGGUUUUUUCUCAUAUUUGUGGUGUUUAUGACCGGUUUUUCUCAGGCUUUACACGUUUUAUUUGUUCGUAUUCACUGUGAAAAUGAUUUCGAAACAAAUAUCGGAACAUUUUUUCGAAUGUUUUGUGUUACAUUGCAACAAGUUUCAGAUGCAUAUAAAAAUUUUGCAAAACAUCCAAAUCAUGGUAUACAAAUUAUUGCAAAAGUUUUAUUUGUGACAUAUAUUAUCACAGCAGCUGUACUACUUGUAAAUAUGUUAAUUGCUAUGAUGGGUAAUACAUAUGCAAUGGUCAACGAACGAAAGAAAGAAUGGCUUAGACAAUGGGCAAAAAUUAUGCUUGUCGUUGAACAAGGCGUAUCACGUGAAGAACGACUUUUACAACAAUCAAAUUAUUCAAAGAAAAUGGCCAAUGGAGUAAAUGUACUGAUCGUUCGUCUAGGACAAACGGAAGAAGAACGUGAAGCAAUUGAAAAUAUGCAUACAGCCUGUUAUGAACAAAUUAGAAAACAAUUUGAGCCAGAAAAACCGAAAACAAAACAGAAUACGUGGGUAUUAAAAGAACAGCAGCAAUCAUUAUUAUUCAAUCACAAUAAAAUUGAACAAUUACGAGAAAAAACAGUUGGAUUGAGUACAUUAGCUGAAAUUUAA
Molecule: messenger RNA, 2478 nt
Organism: Didymodactylos carnosus
Lineage: Eukaryota; Metazoa; Rotifera; Eurotatoria; Philodinida; Philodinidae
Source: the annotation of a GenBank genome assembly